AUGACGACCACGACGACCGAUACACCCUCGCUCUUCCUGCGCACCCUCAUACCAACGCUCCCAACUGGACUUUCGAGAAAAAUCCGCACACUGUGCACAGCAUCCCCUGCGAACGAGCAUUCACUCGAGAAUCUCCUACGCUUUGUUCUUGGAGCCGAAUGCCAAUAUGAGAAUGAGAUUUUAAGUACGAACGGGGGCAAUGAGAAGGAUGGUGAGUUGAAGGAUGAACAAAACGAACAGUGGAAGGAGAAACAGGGUAAGGCCAGGGAGGUGGUCGCGAUGCUCAUUCCCCCAGCCGUCCCCACUGUGCCGAACUCAUUAACACCAAUGGAUAUAAAGAAACGCCCCCGAUCAGACAAAGAGGAGGAGGAGGAGGAGGAGACUCAGAAGAGUAAGAAACAGCGCCUAUCAGGUUCUUCGCCGGUAUCCACACCACUCGAUCCCGGCGCUCCCAUUUUCGCGCUGCAUGCCCUCAGCACCACCUCCCCGCUGCGCAAGAAGCUGGAUAUUACAAUCCAUACACACGGAAUUGUGCUCACUCACCCAACCACACGUGUCGUCGAAACAUGUAUCCCAUUUACAACAGUCAAGCGGGCAUUCGUGCUGCCAACGAGGGGGAAGCAGAAACCGCACUGGACGGUGGUCGUCAUGGGGUGUGAUGCACCGGUGGGGAAAGGAAAGGGCAAAGAGAAAGAGAAGGACUCUGACCAGCAGCUCAUCUUUGGCCUCGACGCGUUGACUGCGAACGCCACUGCGUUUUCGUUCUCGACUUACUCCUCCUCCUCAACGCCAGCAACAACUGUGCUCCCGAAAUCGACCCCAACACUCCCCACACUCCUGCAGUUCCUCACGCACCUCCCUGCCCAUGCGACCCUCAUCCGGCCGUCCACGGACGUAUUCAAGAGCGCGUGUCCUGGAAUGGGUCACGCCGCAUCUACCUCUUCAGUCACUGCGGAUGCAAGCAUAAAUGAUGAUGACAGCAAAACAGGCCGCGGCGCUAGAACCAAAGCCACUGAUGGGGGCGCAGCAGGCGUACCAGGCAUCGAAGCCCACCGUAGCGUCAAACCAGGCACGCUGUGGUUUGCGCGCGAGGGUAUCUUGUGGGGCGAGAGUCGGCCGUGUGAAUUUUGGGCUGUCGAGGAUCUGUGUCCUAUGGGUGGACCUGGUGAGGGUGUAAAAAUUGUAGGUGCUGGAAGGACGUGCAGUGUCAUCCUCAGCCGGUGGAGUACGAGUGGGGAAGAAGAGGAAGUGGACGAAACAGAGUUCAGUAUGGUUGACGCCAAAGAGCGCGAGGGUAUCAGCGCGUGGGUACGCACGCACCGGCAUCUCUUUGGCGGUUCCAAGGAUAACACUACUGGCGCAGAUGUCAGUCCGAAUGGUCAGGUCAAAAAAAUUAAAUCAAAGAGCGUCCCAACAGGGCCCAUCACCAUCAGGACGAUGGACGAGGACUCUGAUUCCGACGACGAGAGCUUUGCGGAGAGCGGGGCAUCGGACUUGGACGGCUCAGAGAGUGACAGCGACAGCAACUCUUCAUCAUCUGAUGAAGACAAAGGUGAGGAUGAGCAAGGGGAAGAAGAGGAGGAAUCCGACAACGAAAACAAAGGUUCAGGGGCCUCCCGCAGGGAGGAAGAGGAAGAAGAUUCUGAAAUUGAGGAACUUGACCCCGUACAUCACCCCCUCCUUCGUCCCGGUGCGAUGCCAAAAAGGAUCUCUAAAGCGGCGCUGGACAUGGUGGUUGGAAUUGUAGAAGGUGAGUUUACUGGCCAAGGAGAAGAGGAAGAUGAAUUGGACGAAGACGGCGAGGAAGAAGACGAACUGAACGAGUGA
Molecule: messenger RNA, 1827 nt
Organism: Psilocybe cubensis
Lineage: Eukaryota; Fungi; Basidiomycota; Agaricomycetes; Agaricales; Agrocybaceae
Exons: 1
Coding region: 1-1827 (608 amino acids)
Source: RefSeq, a predicted model, not a curated record